Messenger RNA from Ruditapes philippinarum (Manila clam), 4390 nucleotides. RefSeq lists its product as uncharacterized. Lineage: Eukaryota; Metazoa; Mollusca; Bivalvia; Venerida; Veneridae. The coding region runs from base 100 to 1245 and encodes 381 amino acids. The transcript is spliced from 6 exons. The record is from RefSeq and is a predicted model, not a curated record.
CAUUUUGAAACCGAAAGUACGAAGUGUUAUCGUAAAUACUUAAAUGACACUUUUUUAACCAAAAGCUAUGAUAGAUGGAUAGUUAGACUCGAAAGGAAUAUGGGAACCAGCCAGUCAAGGCAAAAUAAUAUUGAAGGACCUGCUCGUAUGAUAAACUGUUGCUUGAAAAGACACGGAGAACAAAUAAAUGUUAUUAAAACCACUGUGAAAACGCAGCGUGCUCAUAUUAAACUCCUAUGUCUUGAUGUAAAUGAGUUGGCUCGAAUUUAUGAUACUUCAGAUUCUUUAAAACAAAUAAAUGUAACAGAGAUUGAAAGUAUACGAGAGUUUUCGGGUAAAUGGCAGAGACACACACAAGAUCUCCUUUCUAGUGUACAGACUUCCCUUCAACAACAAUGUCAGCUUCUGGAUAGUUCCUUCAAAUUUCUUAACGAACAAGCAGUUGUUAUCUUCAAAAAAUUUGACAUUAACUUAAAUGAAUUUAAACAGAAUGAGGAGCAACGCGGAAUUUCAAAUCGUGCAGAUGACAGCGUUGAGUAUGACGCAGACGAUAACGUUGAACAUAUUGCAGGAGACAGCGUUGAGAAACUGAAGGACAGAAUAGAAAAUCUUGAGGAGCAAAAUAAAAGGCUUCAACAUGACAAUAACGAAAAGUCAAUUAAAUUAAAGGAUUAUGAAAAUGAAAAAGAGUCGUUGGAGAAUAUAAUUAUAGUGUUAAAAACAGAAAAGGCAGAGUUUGAGCGACAAGCGAAAGACAUUAAGGAAAAUCGACCAGUUUCUAUUCAGGUCUAUUACCAAGUGAAGGGUGAAAUGGUGUCUAACAUUAUAGAUGAACUGCGGAAAAUGUUGGUGAAGCAACUAAAUGUGGAAAGACGAAAAUUACAAUUCAUUGUUUGUCAGAACAAAGACGAUGUUAAUCCAGAAUUACCCUUGUUUGUACUUUGUAUAAAUGCGAGCAGACUCGGGGCAGAUGUUAGUUCUAUCCUGCAGGAUUUAAAUGUGUCAUCAAGCGUAUCUGUGCUUAUUUUCCACCACAAAGACAUUCAUGCCCUGCCAAAUCAGUCCAGUGAACUAGUGUUGACGGGACCAGUUUUCAAGGACCUUGGCGGAAUAUUUGAUAUCGCUUUUCUGUCCGAAAUAGGAAUAUAUGAUUGUACAAUGAAUCAAGAAGCUGCAAUAGGCAUCGAGACGUUUUUGACAGAAACUCUGGUGGGCAAGGACGUAAGAUACAGUCAAAUUGAGUAACCACAUUGGUGACCUAGUUUGUCCGUGAAAAUAUUGACUGUACGCUCAAAUUGUAAAUAUGCAGUGUAACAAUAUUUGUACUGUGAAUUCCCUUAAUUUCGUGGGCAUGAAAUUUCAUGGGCUUUGUCAAAAAAAGAAAAUUGUGUUUGUUCUUGAAGGGAUACUAAGGCAAAUUAGUGUCAAAAAUAUUAAAUUCAUUUUAUGUACUCAAAUCACACUAAAAUUACACUUUUUAAAAGUCUCAGCAUGAAUUUCUGCAUAAUUUCUGUAUAUUUUGGGUUUAUAGCGUGAAUUAAUCUUUUUAUAUUGAACGAAAUUUAGACACCGACAGAAUCGUCGAGUGGUUUUAAAACAAGUCAUGUGACUUAAAAAAACCCUGGAAGUUAUAAUAACAGAUACUGUGCAUAUUGUAUGAUUGAAACAAGUGCAACUGACUUUAACGUCUGUGGCAAUUAUUGUGAAGUCUUAACGCUCUAACCUGACCCACGUGGGUCAAGUUAGGAAACCGCCAUUUUGUUCUAUGUAAGGAGAAACGUUUUGUUCCUAUGAUAGUUUGUUGUCUUAAUUUUGAGGACAUUUUACAGAAUAAUGAAUGAAAAAUUCAAAACUAAGAAAUGACAAUUUUGCGUGUGUCUCCCUUUAAAUUCAUGGAUUUUGUGAUAUAUUUUUUUCAAAUUUAAUAAGUGAAAUUCAUAUAACGUUUUUCAAAAAUAAUCUAAUAGCAGAUGUAAGAAAAUUUCUUGGAUCUUAAAUUAGUGGAUGAACAUAUCCACAUUUACCACGAAAUUAAUUCCCCAACGAAUUAGUAUACAUGAUUUAUUAUUAUUCAGUUACUACAGGUAACGGAAUUGUAAACGACAUAUUACAUGUAUAGUCAAAAUUGGUUCGAAUAGGUUGCACAUGUUACAGCUUCUAGUCAUUUCAUUGUUAGAUAUAUAUAUAGUUGCAUGCCUCCAGAAGAGCCAAAAUGUUUCAAAUACUCAAACUUAAGUAACAUGUACUAAGAGUUUAAAAAAUAAAAAAAGAUUCAAGUAAUAAUUUAUAUGUUAUGUGCGAUUAAUGACUGAUUUGCAGUAUUUAUCGCCAUAUCUCUACUGCGUGACGAAAGCAGUAAGGGCUAUUUUUUUUUAUUUUGACCUCAUUUAGGUAAUUUGCGCGGAUUGUAAGUGCCGUUUGCAGUGUGUAAAUUACUUACAUUGUUCUCUGUCACAUUAUUUUACUUUUACAUACAUAUUCAAAAUUUUAAUUAAAAUUUAACGCGAAUCUGUAGACAUGCUGCUUUAAAUAUUCCAUGAAAAUAGUCAUGAAUCUGUUGGCAUCUUGCUUUAAAUAUCAAAUAAAAUAGACGAUGUUUUGUCUUUGUAUCUUUCUCUAUCUGAUACAUGUAACUAUAUCUUUAAUUUGAUUAAGGUUGUUUUAUUGUAGAGAACUUUUAGUAUGUUGUACAUGCGUUGUAUAUAUGAAAAAGUGCUUAUUCAGACGAGAUUAUAUAAUUCUAUUAAUAAAACAUGUAUUACUCCGCUAUGAGCCCUACUGAAGGUGAAUUUAAUCACUAACACAAUGUUUAUGGAAUACCACAAUGUAUAAAACAUGCACAGGUUAUCCUGACGUUUAGCAAAUACAUGUAUAUAUUAAAAACAGUAUCAAUUACUUCCAGUGGAAAGCCACACUGUUAUCUCCUGGAAAUCCAAAUUCUUACGGUCCAUAUUUUUUAUUAUCUUCCGAAAUUUCUAAAAAUGGUAUCGUUUUACAAUGGCCAAUAAAAUUUAAACAUCUUUGUCUCUUUAAUAACAAAAUGAUCAUGAGGUUUGGUAACAUAUCAACAUGGAAUUAAUAAUGUUACUUUGGAUAUUUUAUCAGACAUAAAAGUUCAACAACCUAAUAGUACAGAUAGCUUUAUUGACAGUAAUACCUAAAUAUAAUAAAAUAUUUAGCAAAAUAGAUUGGACAACGAGGAACAGUCACAUACAUGUAAUCUUCCAGUUACAUAAUUAUUGAUUUGACACCUAGCCUGUUUAUUAAGAAACAGAAAAUCAUUUCUUUAUAAUAUACCCCCCAAAAAAUUACAUUUUAUGUAGAAAGUUUUUAAACUAUUUUUUUUGUAGAUAGCCUACAAAGCAGAAACUCGAAACACUUAUGCCAAGCACAAAUAUGAAAACAAUUAUAAUCUGGCAAGUUUCCAGCCUUUUUACUAUUGAUGUACAUUUAUUUUACUUAUGCGUACUGGUGAAAGGGAGAUAACCACCACAAUAAAUGCGUACUAGUACAUACACGAUUAUGUCAUCUUGGCAAUAGUAAAUUAUUUCCGUUAAAUGGGUAGAUGUUGCAAUUAUAACAAAUAUCUUCCUAUUUUGAUUUACAGGAACAAUUUAUAAGUGUUUUCAUGUAAUAUUUUGUCACCUUAAACUUUUAAGUAGCAUAAUUUACAAAUUCUGUUCGAUAGGUCAUUACCUCGUCAUACUUGUCAACAAAACUUCACAGCUAACUACUGUUAUUUAUAACACUUUAAACCACGUUAUAUUUUAACUGUAUGCCUAUAAAUUGUAUGUGUACAUUUUUAUGUUGAAUUCAGUAUAUUUUAUGUUUAUAUACUAUUAAAACUAUUAAAACAUUACAUAUUUGCAGCUUUAACAUAUGUGAUGUUUCACACAUUCUUUUGAAAAUAUGGUCCCUUUUAGAUAAAAUCAUUUAUUAGUGUCUGUGUUUCAAAUUAAAUGGCAUGCAUAUUUUUUUUUUAAGCUGUUGUUUUUUUUAUGUAAUUUUUUUUUUUGGCUGCAAAACACAUAACAAUAACCUUUUUGUUUUGUUGUUUAUAAAAAAACACAUUUACAGUUUAACGUAUGGUUUAUGAUAUGUUAACUGAACCGACUUUUCCAGAUUGAUUGUUAUACAUGUGUUUCACAACAGCAGGUGUUAAGUUCCAUGUGGCAUAUUUCACUUCAGUGUUUCGAUUUUGUUCUGGUCCUUAAUUCUUGAUAAAUGAUUCCAGCACGUUAGUUUUGAAGAUUAUAUACUGCUUAAGCCGGUCCUAUCGGGCGUAAGGGGUGUUGCACGUUUACAUUAUCCCUCAUGUACAGACUCAAUCAAACUAAGUCUGCAUUCAACAUAUGAGCCGCGUUACGACAAAACCAACAUUGUGCGUUUG